Messenger RNA from Neoarius graeffei (lesser salmon catfish), 1297 nucleotides. RefSeq names its product chromosome 21 C11orf98 homolog (gene c21h11orf98). The transcript has 3 exons. NCBI's taxonomy places the organism in Eukaryota, Metazoa, Chordata, Actinopteri, Siluriformes, Ariidae. Bases 177 to 584 code for a protein of 135 amino acids. The record is from RefSeq and is a predicted model, not a curated record.
UGACUUAUAGCUGAACGCAAACACUUGUCAUAGAUUGAACAGUCAGGGAUCCAUUGACGACAGUAAUUGAUGAGGCCCAGAAAUGCCAUGAGAGCGUGCUUGGUUGCAGGUACCUGAGUGUCCAUAAUGACUUGAACGCGUUCCGGGCUAAGCCUCCUGGAACCCUGAGAGAGGUCAUGUCCCAAGUAGCGAACAGUUGUGAGGCAAAACUGCAACUUCGUGCGGGAGACCUUGAAACCCUUCUGCGCCAGGAGUGUGAGGAGAGACAAUGUGGCGGCAGCACAAGCGUCUUGAUCCUCCGCCGUUACCAGGAGAUCAUCCGCGUACUGGAGCACCGUGGAGCCCCGGGGAAGACAGAGAUCAGCCAGCGCGUCCCGCAAUACGGCAGUGAAGACCGCCGCACCAGUUCCAGGGCAAACAUCACCCUGUCUGGGAAGAAAAGACGAAAGUUGCUGAAACAGCUGCGCCACAUGGAGAAAGAAAAAGCAGGCAUGGAAGUUGAAGAAGCACCAAUGAAGAAACCAACUCCUGCUGACAAGAAGGAGAAGAAAAAUGGUGAUGUGGAGAUGAUGGCUUUGGAAUGAACGAGCUAUAUGGACGUUUUUCAAGCUGCUACUUUUUUAGACUCUGCAGGAGCUGUACAUGAAACAUCGACUGCGUUUGAAAAUACUCGAAAUGGCACUCAUCCUAUAAAUACUGGAUCAGUCCCACAGUGAUUACUGUGAUAAUGUUCAGAUAAACUGAAAGGAUUUCAAGUUUGUAAGAUACAUUAAUCCGUCAGCAGUCUUAAAGCUUUUAUUCCCAUCUGAAUUCUCUUGACAUGUCAUAUCUGGUCAGUUUUUAAAAUUUGCUAGCGUUAGAGUUUCUUAUUGUUUUACCAGCACAAGCUGUACUAUACUUAAAACUGCGCUGCAUUAGCAGUGUUUACGGUAGUUAGACUAUGUCCCUAAUCAUAUUGUGUCUUGCUAGAGGGUAUGCACUGACAUCACCGUAUGCAGAAGCCACUGAGUGGCAGCGUUCAAAUACACACGGCUGCAGCCUGGAGAAGGCGGCGUGGCACGUGUAGCCCGCCAAAGGGUUAUGGUUGGGGCGGGGUUAAAAUUGUGGGUUAUAAUUUAUGGGUGGGGCUACUUGCUGUGUUUGCAUUCAGCUCGAAUACUGCAAAAACCUAAAUGGAAAAACUUUGUGAGAUCUCCAGAACUGCUCCCCCCCCCCCCCCCCCCCCCCCCUUCAUUGUUCCUUCCAGGGCUCUGUAGUGUGGUGUGGCCAAUGACAAUAAAAUUCAAGUUCGGGUUUA